Messenger RNA from Hylaeus anthracinus, 2280 nucleotides. RefSeq lists its product as uncharacterized. Gene Ontology annotation, molecular function: RNA polymerase II cis-regulatory region sequence-specific DNA binding; DNA-binding transcription factor activity, RNA polymerase II-specific. Gene Ontology annotation, cellular component: nucleus. NCBI's taxonomy places the organism in Eukaryota, Metazoa, Arthropoda, Insecta, Hymenoptera, Colletidae. The record is from RefSeq and is a predicted model, not a curated record. Gene Ontology annotation, biological process: regulation of transcription by RNA polymerase II. Bases 23 to 2128 code for a protein of 701 amino acids. The transcript is spliced from 8 exons.
GUCUGUGUUAUAUGGAGUUAAUAUGGCAUCACCAUGGUUGAGUAUUCUUCGCGAUAGUGUUGAUUCUGAUAUAGUUGUCGCGAUGGGUGCGGCAAAAGAAGUAAACAAUACGUCUGAUGAUGAUUUGGAUAAUAAUAUUAAAAAAUUUGAAAAUGCACAUAAUAAUAGAGUGUGUGCAAGUAAAGAAAAUACAGAAAUAUUGAUACAAAAUUUUGUAAAAAUGUCUCCCAUUAAAAAAAAUGAUUGCAUUGAAAAUUUGCGAGCUAAUAGCAAUUGUCGAAAUGAGAAUAGUGAGCAUGUAGUAUCUAAUUUAGUAAAUAAUGUGGAAAAUACAAAUGUAAUAGAAACUUGUAGUACUAAUAAAUUAAUAAAUGAUAGUCAAAGUUCAGCAAUUAGUAUUUGUAAAUUAAAAGAUUCACCUUUUACCUCCCCAGAACAAACAGAAUUACAUGAAUUUGUAAAUGUAAAAAACAUUAAAGUAGAAAAUAUAUGUAGUUCUGAAAUGUUUAAUUUUAAUAAUGUAAAUACAAAUUCAAUUGAACCACAUUCUAAGUGUCUUAAAAUGUUAGAAGAAACAUCUAUGUUGCAUAAAAGAAAAAAUCAUUACCCUAAUGAAGAUGAUACUUCCAUUAAACGAAGGAAAAGGAAAGCAAAUGACAGUGGCAAUGAUAUUGUACCAAAGGUACAAAAUAUGGAACUGUCCAAUGAACCACAAGUAGACCCUCUUUAUAUUGCGAGCAGCAAUGUGCAAAAUACAACCAUUGCAAAUGUUGAUAGUAAAGGAAUAAAUCCAUUAACAAUAGCUGAACAUAAUUCAAGAGACAUAACAUCAGAAUCCAGUGAUGAAGAUGAAGCUGAAUAUGAUGAUGAGGAUGAGGAUGAGGACGAUGAUGAUGAUGAUGAUGAUGAUGAUGAUGAUGAUGAUGAUGAAGAUGAAAAUGAUGAUGAGACUUACAUGACUUCAAAAGCUGUGCUUGGAGACUUAAAUAUUAAAUUAAACAUAGCAAACAAAGAAAUGUUUGAAAAUGCUAUGAAGAGACUGUAUGAUCUAAAAGUACAAAUAAUACAUAACAUACCACCACAACAUAGGAUUGAACACACAGCAGGCUCAAGGCAUUUAACAAAAGUGGAAAGACAAUUAUUUUUAAAUCAUGGACCAAUAAAAAAUAAUGCAUAUACCCCUCAUGAAGAUGAAACUAUUAAGAAUAAUUGGAAAACAUUUUGUGAAAUUCAUAAUUGGGAUCCUAAACAUAUAGAACCAUUUCUUCGUAUGAGAAAUGGAAAACAUUAUUAUAUAAGAAGUAUGACAGAAAGACAAAAAUUUAUUCAGUUUAUAGCAAAUGGAUUACCAGGUAGGACACUGUACAGUGUGUAUAGAAGAUUCAGAAGUAUGAAUGGAAAAUAUGAAAAAACAUUUAAAAGGUACACAUUAGUAGAAGAUGAACAAAUUUUAUUGUUCAUGAAAAAUAAACGUGAAAAUCAAACAAAUCAAAACUUUCGCGAUCUAGCUAAAAUGUUGGGACGUAAAAGUCGUUCUGUGUGGUUACGUUAUCAACUUCUUAAAAAAAUGCAGGAAAGCCAUAUAAGGAAACCAUUAUCGAAAAUUAAGUGGACUUUACCUUUGAUUGGUACAUUUAUAAAAACUAUUAUGGAUGUAACAUCAUCUGAGAAAGUAGAAAAUUUAAAAGAUGCUGUACUCCCAAAAUCAGUUUGGCUAACAAUAGGAGAGAAACUGAGCAUAGAUCACAAUAUACUGAAAUUACUUUGGAUGCAUCAAUUGCAUAUGCAAUUGUUUUGUCCAGAACCUAUUUAUCUAAACGAUAUAAAAAUAAAAUUAAUUGAAUGCAUUUAUAGAAAAGGAAUCUCACAUAUUCGAGAAAUAAUAUGGUCAGAUAUUGUGAAAUAUUUUGAGGGUGUUACCACUGUCUUUUUAUGUAAAGUAUUUUUUUAUCUUGUCAAAGAAGCCACUGUGAAAGUAGGCACAAAUGAAUUUCCUUAUAUUGUGGACUACUUGUAUACUGAUAAAAUACAUGAUAUAAAAAAUGAAUUAACUGAUAAGUUUCUUCCUAGACUAUCUUAUAAUGAUAGAAAUGUCGAAAUUAUAGAUAAAGAUACAAGUGACAAUUGAUUCCAAAUAAGAUAUAAUCAAAAGUCAAGAUAAGAUAUAUUAGAAAGUUAAAUAAAAAUAUUGUAUAUGUUAUUUAAUAACCUGUAUAAAUUUUCAGUAUGAUGUUACUGAGCAAUAAUAAUACAUGUUUUAACAACCCUAAUAAGACAUAA